UUAUCAAAUUAUCUAGAUGUAUAUCAAUUUAGUCCUAAUUAUAUAACUGUUGAAAAAAUUUAUUAUAAUAUAUUAAAAUUUUCAAAAACUAUUUUAAUGGAUUAGAAGAUUAAUUUAGGUUUUGGGCUAAAUAGCUUAUUAAAAUGGUGUUUUAUUUCUUGUCUUCAUUUCAAUCAAUUCCAUCACUCACUCAAUCUGUGAAAUGGGUAACCAAAGAGGAGUUCUGAUUAUCGUUCUCUUCUUCCUCGCAUUCAUCGCAGUCUCUCAAUCCGUUCCAUUCAUCGUCUUACAUGGUAUUGGAGAUCAAUGCAAGAAUGGAGGAAUGAAAGAGUUUGUGGAGCUUUUAAGUGAUUGGUCUGGUUCUCAAGGAUACUGCUUAGAAAUUGGAAAUGGAAUGUGGACUUCUUGGACCAAGCCCCUUAUUAAACAGACGGCUAUUGCGUGUGAGAAGGUAAAGAAAAUGAGUGAUCUAACUCACGGUUACAACAUUGUUGGACUUUCUCAGGGCAACAUGAUUGGUAGAGGGAUUAUUGAAUUUUGCGAUGGCGGACCUCCGGUUAAGAAUUUUAUAUCCCUGGGUGGUCCACAUGCCGGCACCGCUUCUAUUCCAUUAUGCGGGUCUGAGUUGGUAUGCACCCUUAUUGACAGUGUAAUACAAUUAGGAAUCUACAGCAGCCUAGUUCAGAACUCUCUGGCUCCCACUGGCUAUGUUAAAAUGCCAAUAGAUAUUGAUGGCUACCUUAAGGGGUGUAGGUUCCUUCCAAAGCUUAACAACGAAAUAAUCAAUAAGAGGAACUCCACUUACAGCCAAAGAUUUUCUAGUUUAGAAAAUUUGAUCCUUAUUAUGUUUGACCAGGAUACGAUUUUAAUACCGAAAGAAACAGCAUGGUUUGGUUUUUAUCCAGAUGGAGCAUUACAUCCUGUGUUACCAGUACAACAGACUAAGCUCUAUACUGAAGAUUGGAUUGGCUUACGUGCAUUAGAUGAAGCUGGGAAAGUUAAAUUCUUUAAUGUGUCAGGAGAUCAUUUGGAUAUCUCUGACAGCGACAUGAAAAUUCAUAUAGUCCCAUAUUUGAAGGACCAAAUGAAAGAAACUUGAUUCCAAUCUUGGAAAACCAUGUUUCUUGCAUUGGCAUUGAUAAUUGAUUAUUGUAUACUAAUUUAGAAUUCACUUUCUUGAAAUUUGCUUAAUUUAUUAGUUUAUCCUCCCCUAUAAAAGGUCUUGUCUACUUAGAAAGAACCUUGCGUGAGAUGUCCAGAUAAGUUUUGUAUCUGUGAUUAGAUUUUUUUUUUUACAUGGAAAUGAAUUUCAUUAAAUUAUGUCAAGUAUCAAAUCAAAAGCCAUUAGCAAUA
Cicer arietinum (chickpea) is the source of this 1353-nucleotide messenger RNA. RefSeq lists its product as uncharacterized. Gene Ontology annotation, cellular component: intracellular membrane-bounded organelle. Lineage: Eukaryota; Viridiplantae; Streptophyta; Magnoliopsida; Fabales; Fabaceae. The record is from RefSeq and is a predicted model, not a curated record. Gene Ontology annotation, molecular function: palmitoyl hydrolase activity; thiolester hydrolase activity.